GCAUAUUAUACACUGUCAUAAGAGUUGGGUAGUUCCUGCUAUUGUGCAAACAGGAUAGAGCUUUGAGAAUCUCUGUUGUUACAUGAAUCAGAUUGCAAUGACCUGCGUAAAGAUCUGAUGUGAGUAUAACACUGAUAAAAUGCAAAUUGAUGUUUCCUUUAUUUCUGGCUGGUGGAUUACAGGUUUUUUCCUAGAUUCUUAAGAUUUACUUAAAUUUAUUUUCAAAUUAUUACUGGGAUACAGACUCUGAUUCUGAAUGAAAGAUUGGAUAAGUUCCAGAUCCUAAAACACAGGUCCAUAUAAAUUUCUAACCCUGAUAUUUUUAGAAGCUGAAACUCUCUUACAACUCUAUCUUCUCUCAUAGGCAAAGGCAGCAGAGUGGUGCUGGUGAGCCUCUUCAGCUUAUGCAUGAGGAUGUAGCUCUUAGUAAAUAUUUCAUCCUGAAUUUCAGGGAGGAUUUUUAAUGGAGAAAAAAAAACCCUCUCUAUAUAUUUGUAUCUAUAUAUUCCUGUUUACUUUCUUUUAGUUGUUACUAACACACUACCUGCAGGUUGUUUUGAUUGUACAGCAAUCUGGAGACUUUCAUCUUCUGCAUCCCAGAAAAAGCAUAGGCUAUGAAGAGGAGAAGUUCUUAUGCGUUUCUGAGAAGUCUUUAUUUCUGUUGAAGCUGGAGAUACAAAAAAUUUGCAGUGUAUCAUGCCAGACUGUCAGUCUGUAUUCAGUAAUGCUGCUAAGAGUGGAAAGGCUCUGAAAGGUUCUAUGAUAUAAACAACUGCUUUUUAAAUGUAACAAAAUUCCACCCCAAUUCUAUCCUAGUAUCUAUAGCAAAAAAAGUAUUCAGCUGUAUUAGAAUGACUGUAUUUGUCAUGGAACAAAAACUGACAGUGGAAAAUAUUCAACAGGUGACAGUUAAACAAUGCAGGGAAAGUGAGAAUUCACAGAUAGUGUGAGCAAAGGAGGAAGUGAGAAAUUAUAUCUCUUCAUCUGAAGGCUGAAAGGAGAUGAAGAACAGACUGAAAUGAUGCAAAUAGGCUGUAACAUGUAAACAUCAGGAAUAAACAAUCAUCCCAACAAUAAAUUGCCUGUGUGGUGAGGUGAGCAACAAGGGACUGCAACAAGUGUGCAAAAGACAAGAAGAACAGCAGGUGAGAUGGUAUUUGGUAAGGAGCAUUUGAGGGAAUGAAAACAAGAGAUUAUGUCCACAAAAUAUACUGAGACAGGCUGGAGAAAUGGCCUUUGAACAAAUUUUAAUAUGCAUUGUUAGGGUUUUUUAUUAAAUUCCUGAAAUAGAAAAAAAGUACCUUCUUUCUGAUGGCGAGAUCUGGAGCAGCUGUAGUUUGUGUAAGGACCUAAUGAUUGUUUUUUGUUUAUUCUCUGUUUAUUUUCUGAGCUAGGAUUUUUAAACUUAUUUCUUUAAUUUUUUUGGUUUGUUUCUUUUUUUUUUAAACUGGUUAAUUCACAGAAAGUAAAAUCAGUUUAGCCAUUUCAUGAAGAUGUCAAAAAGUUGUGUCUUUUUGCACAUGUGAGAGUGUUAGAAGAAAGCUGUUGAAAAAACGUGCUUCCAUUGCAAAAUGUACAGAAGACAAGGGAGUUUCAGUAACAAAAAAAAAAGACAAAAGAAACUGUGACUGGAACCAUAUAAUCUUUUGCUGUGUACACAGGUGCAUGAGAAGAUAGUCUCUUUUCUAACUAAGUGAGCAUAAUACUCCAUUUCACAUAGGCAGAGUCAAAUGGAGCCAAGUCAGAUGCCUGUUAACACAGCUUGAUUGCUUUUGAUUAAGAUGAGUUUGUCAUUUUGGAUUAUUUCCAGAAGGCACUGUCCUGUGCAUAGUAGGGGUUCUAGCUUUGCAGUACAAUAAGACAGAGAGUGUAGAAGGAGAGGGAUUAAGAAAAGCAUAGUCAUUAGGAAAACAUAGCUGAUCUCAGCUCAUUAAUGUUGCAGAGUCUGUCAGCACAGAGCAGAGACAUUGAAGGAGUGAAUAGCUCAACUGCAAUAUUGAUAUUUCAAAUCCGUAACAAAGUCUACCAGCUCAAGAUUUCUCAGGAUGCAAGACCACUUGCAAAACCUUGUUUGCAAAAGUGUACAGGGCAGUUUAUGUGGAGGUGAAUACAGGCCAACUGGCCAGCCUGGUGACAUUUCCAUCCUCCCAGCUUCCAGAUGUGGAGUUCAACCUUCUUCCUUCUAUGUUGUAAGAACACCUGCUAAAACCAAGCAGGAUCACAUCAAAAGUGCUGCCAAUGGGAUACCUUGGUCUGCAGGGAAAUAAAAUUCAAAAAAGGGUCUGUUUACCAUAGCCCUUAAACUUAAAAAGGACCAAGUACCCCUUCCUUAGUCCUUUAAUACUUUCAUAUUCCAAAGUGAAUCUGAGAGAUUAUGGUUAACUUUUGUGUUGAUUUAAUUCCUGCUUUAAACCUGGAGGAAUGCCAGUGUGCUUGAGAGCUUGUUUAGCUUUUCCAACUGUUCUGAUUAUUCUAGUGGAAGUUAUGGGUCUACAAAGCUCUCCUUGCUUAAUGCUGCUAAAUUUCAUUCUGUAGACACCAGAUGUGUUUACGGUUCUAAAUCAUCCAUUUGCUGGAAAAAACAAAUAUUUUAAUAGCUGAAACAAUGUUUCCAGGAAAGGGUUUUCCAUUAUUUAUCAGACUAUAAUGUCCCUAAAUCAGUGACUGUGUCUCUGGUUGUUUUGGUUAGUGAAGAGCACAAGGAUUUUGUUCAGGAUCCUUUGUUAAACUUGCAUUGAGAAUAAUCAUAGAACUACAGAACCAUAGAAUGAUUUGAGUUGGAAGGAACCUUUAAAGGUGAUCUACUCCAACCCCCUGCCAUGUGCAGGAGCAAUCAUAGCAAGGGUACUAAUCAAAGGUAGCUCCAGAGGAUCUUACACUAAGAUGCUUCCUUUACUUACGAAAAGCAUUAUGACCUUUCAUGGAUGAAAAGAAUAGGAUUUAAUUUACAUUUCUCAGAUGCAGGUUUCAAUUGCUAUUACAACGGAGUAGAUUGCAAAAUAUUCUGUGAUCUUCAUGUUCCUUUGCUUAAAAUACUUCUUGUAAACUUAACAUUAUGAACAUUGUGAGAGUUGUCACUAACGUCAAAUCAAUCCUAACUCUUACGACCAGACUGCUGCCAACCUCAGUUGCCAAUGCACUGUGGUGAAAAGACAGGAGUGUUUUCUGAAAACUGGAUCCAGUAAAUAACAAUAAACAUAUACAAAGCAUGCCUACUUAAAUGAGCUACCCAAGCUUUUUCUCAAGAGCUCCACACUUUAAGCAUGUAGCAAAUUGAUGUUCAUGUUUUGCCACCUGUUUCAGUUCUUGAGAACAUCCUUUUAAUAUCUAGUCAAGAUAAGCACCUUUUCACUUCUGUCUGUAUAAUGGAAUAAAGUCUAUACAUUAUGUUGAAAAUUGAAUCAUAUAGUUGCAUGGAGCAUAGAGUUUGUACAGUUUGAAAUGGGAAUACUGAGUAUCAAUUUUCCAAAGGAACAAGAAAUAUCCUUCUCACUCCUUACAGAAGGAUUUUGGACAACCACUAAAGAUUUUAGGCCAUAAAUUACCCUUUUUUUUUUUUUUUUUGAGACAAGUAUUAUAAACCCUCUGGAUAAGUGAGCUGGGACCAGGGCUAAAGUUACAGGCAUGAUCAACUGAAUGAAUCAAGAGGAGAAAAACAAUACUUAGUAUCAUUUCCAUCUGUGAUAGAACUUCAGCAAUUUAUUAUCAUUACCAUUUGGAUUUCAGUCAGCAUUCAUUAAGAAAAUUUACCAGAAUAUAUUGCUUGUGGCCCAAUGAAGUCAAGUAUUGGUUUCAACUUUGUAUUUUCAGUAAAGCAAAAAAGCUGUAUAAAAAGAAAAUAUUUUAUUCCUAAUUGUCCCUGAUCAUUGCCAUACUUUUGUUUUCAUUGGUCCUGUUCAAACUUUUUGUCUUGGGCCCUAAAUCUUCAUUGAAACCAUUACAACUUAUAAAAAGCCAUGAUGAUCUUUAGAUGUUUGAUGUGAUGCUUUUUACCACCUCAAUUAUCCAAGGUUUUUUAGACUUAACUCUCAUAAUCACAGAGCACUGUGUGAUAACUUGCUUUUUAUUCUGCAGGUUGGUCUGGGAAAUCAAUUUACUGACUCCAUCUGAAUUGCUCUUGAAAUGUCAUGCUAUUUCUUACUGUUCUCAGAUGUGUAUUUUCAGUUCCUCACUUUGCUGCAAGAAGCAUUAAGUACUAAUUUUUAUGGCACAGUGUUACUUCUUUUAUCUCUGUGAAUCUGUAACAGGCAUAUGAUUAAUACAUUUUAGAAGUGGCCUUUUUCUUAACAGAAAAUCAAAAGACUUUUGCAUAAGCUUAAGAUAAGUUAGGAUAGUUGUGUACAAGGACUGUUUAAGAGCAGGGCAUGAUAUAUGUUUUAUGAAAAGAAGGGAGAACAUAUGAGGGCUAUUCUGUAAGAUCACGAAUGGUUAGUAAUGCAAGCUCAGAAGAAAUCAUCCUCUAGACGCUGGUGCAGGCUUUUCUAUGGAAGUGUGUCAGAGCCACAUGAUGAAGUUGCAUGGGUAAAUUGCACUGAGAUUGCACAACUUGAUGUCUGCUUGUGAGAUUAUGGAAAUAAAGAAGGAUGCCUUCCAAUCCUUGCUGACAAAUUCUUGAUCUUUUUAAUACACAUCUGUGCUAACAGAUCUUUGACCUUUCUAAUACAGAUCCUUCCUGCUUCCCACAAGCAUUCUAUGACUGCUUUCAGUAUCCCAAGUUAAAAUGUUCUAAUAUUUGGUUUCUUUUGUGUAUUUAUAUUAUGUGUAAUGCUUUUCUAAAACUAAUCCCUCUAGUCAGACAAGAUUUACUUGAUAUGUAAUAAUUAUGAUUAUCUGCUGGGGAAGAUUUUGUAUCUUCUUAUUUUUACUAUCAGUAAUAUGUAUCAGUAUUUUAUAUCAGUAAUAUAUAUCAGUAUUUUUAAAAAUCCUAUAUCCUACAUGAAAAAAUAAACACGCUCUGCAUUCUCAAUGUACUCUAAACUAUAACAGGAGAGCAGAAUACCUAAAAUGUGUCACAUAAGGUUAAUCCAGGGAUCUAAAUAUUGAUGUGAAAUAUUGUUUCAUUCUUCAUUCAGUUCUUUCCCUUAUGUCCAUCCUCUAAUAGGUAAGCUGUGUAGAGAAGUGAGCAUAGUAGGAGACUGAGGAUGGUAAAUGGUAACAGUCUUUAUUUCUGCAUCUGGAAAAGAGAGAUACUGAUGGUGUUUAUUAGCUCCUUUCUCACACAGCCAUAGUAAUUAUGAUUCAUCACACCCUAAAUAGCAAUGGACUCUGUCUUCUGAUAAAGGUAACUAGCUUUCAUUUACAUGUAAUAAGUCUGCUUACGGUAGUUUGCAUAUAAACCUUUAUUUGUGACAUCACAUCAAAAAGUCCCAUAAUUUUGGCGGCUAAUUUGCUAAAGUCUGAGCUUCAUUUUCCAAGAUACUGAAAGCUCAAGGGUGGAAGCAAUGAGAGAAAUGCAGCACCUGAGAAAACUGGAACCAGAAUGUUUCAAGCUGAGCCCACAAAAGAAUAGGGAAGUAAAAUUAAACCCCUCCUCCAGUAAGUCUGACUCUGGGGAAGUCUAAAAUUGCUCCUUCUCUUCUUUACUUCCUUGUAGCUUAUUUCUGGAUCUUAUUUACUAUUUCUUUUCAGAUUAUACUGCAUGUUAACAAGCUUUAGUCGAAGUAAUUCUUCUGUCUUUUCUAUUAUCUCAUUAGUUUUGUUAUAAAUUUUGUCCCUGGUACUUUUUUGUUGUUUGGGUCUAUUUCUCUUUUUAGUUAUAUUGAUCUUUAUACAAGAGUAUGAAAGUAUGUGAUAGUUUGCUUGCUACUGGAACACUAAUACAUUCAUUCUAAAACUGUACUUUCUCCUUUUGCAUUAUUCCAGGGCUUGGUUUACUAUCAGAAAUACAAGGCGAUUUGUAUAUGUCAGACAUUGCCAUAUAUAAAGUGAAAUAAUAGCAGCAAUCUACCUGAGAAAAUGCUCCAAAUCCUUACAAUACUGUUGCUGGAAACACAGCUCUCCAUGGUUUCAGCUUUAUUUACAGUUGAAGUUCCUCAACAGCUCUACACUGCGGAGUAUGGGAGCAACGUUACCAUGGAAUGCAGAUUCCCCGUGAAUGGCUCAGUGGAUCUAGGACUCCUGACUGUUCUUUGGGAGCGGAAAAGGCAGGGUUCAUUGAAAUCAAAAGAGGUGUACACAUUCCGCAAUGGGAAGGCACUCCAUUCAUCUCAACAUCCUGAUUACAUAGGAAGAGCAUCACUUUUGCACAGUAAACUGAAGAUGGGACGAGCCAUCCUCCAGAUUACCAAUGUUAAGAUCACAGAUGCAGGAUCAUACCUUUGUCUCAUUGACUACCAGGGUGUGGACUACAAGUACAUUGCUUUGGAAGUAAGAGCAUCUUACAAGAGAAUAAAUACUCAAGUAAUGAGAAUACCAGGUGAAGACAAGUUUGUUUUUAUGUGCCAGUCAGAAGGCUUUCCUCUGGCAGAGGUUUUCUGGCAAAAUCAGAACUUCAAUCUCAGUGGAUCUGCAAAUACCACCUAUACACUGACUGCAAAUGGCCUCUACAAUGUCACCAGUAUCCUGACAUUCAAACCAAAUAUGAGUGAGAACUACACGUGUGUCUUCUGGAAUAGAGAACUGAAUGGAGAAACUUCAGCUCACUUUUCCACUUUAGCUUUUAUGAGUACACAGUAUAGUGGACAAAAAUUCCUGAUCUCUUUAAUCAUCUCCACAUGUGUGACUGUAGCUGUCCUCUCUGCACUAAUAAUAUUUAAGAAGAGAAAAUCAUUCAAGAAUGAGCAACCCAAAAAAGACAGGAAAAGAAAACUGAACCCUAAUGCAAAGGCUGAGAACAGUAAGUCACAGGCAAUUUUAAAAAUCUACAUUUACAGAUUUUUCUUUCUUACAUCUAAAAUCUUAAAAAAUAUGUAGAUUGAAACCUAAAUAAUGUUACAUCAGAAUAGAGGGUAGUUUUGAAUUUAAAUUAUUUUAUUCUUGAGUUUUUUAAAAAUGCAGUUUUUAAAGUUUUGACUGUCUCUUGGGCAAUGUAAAAAUUCAUAAAUACUGGUUCCCUUUCACUGAGGUACCAAUAGCUUUCAUACACAACUGAGCACACACCUCUGUAUACUAGCUGGGGUUCUCUAGCAGUCUUGGUUGAGAAGGAUAUUCACAGAAAGCUGGCUGUUUUGGAUAGCAUCAAGAUUUUUGUGGCAAUAGUCUGUUAUACUUUUGGAUCAGGCUACAGGUUUUAACAACAAAUAAAAUGAUACCUCACUUAUCUGGAAUAUUAUAUCAUCUCCUAGGCUACUUCUUGUCUUAUAAGAAUCUGACUUGCCUAGACAUCCAGAAAUUUUUUACAUUUCAGAGGGAAUACCUAAAAAACUAUCAGGAUGCAUCAAACUGUUGCAUACUAAAAUGGAACUGAAAAAAAAAAUACAACCAUAGAAAACGAUAAAUCAGUAUGACAAGAAAAGCCUUAAUACACCUACUGACAUAAAUCAAUUUUGUUACCUAGAGAUAACAGUUUGAAAGGCUAAUGCAUAGUGAGGUGAGAGGCUGUGGCCAAUGUUAGGUACAGAGGAACUUGGUUCAGCCAUAAUUCCUUGGUGUCCAAGCAGACCCUCACAUAGCAUACUGAGGUCAGCUCUGAGGCUGCCAAGGAGCACAAAUGGAGUAAUACUGUGACGCAGCUAACCAAAUGAACACAGAGACAACUAAGGGCUUUUCCAAGGACAGGAUUUUUUUGAGAAUCCACCCAUGUUUCUCACUGCUAAAAAAAUAAAUGAAGAAGUCACCAGCUUAAAAAAUAAAUUUUGUAGGUGAAAGCUAGAGAUUGGAUGAAGAGGGCAUGAAUUCGCUGAUUUCCAAAUCACCUCAGGUUGUCAUGUUUGCAUCUUAACUGUAAGUGUUUGAUCCACUGCCAUCAGUAGAUAUUACAAUUAAAACGACACUUUCAGAAAGACACUUUCAUCUUCCAGAAACCUUGCUGCAGUCAAAGUCUCAUUCUUAUUUUUCAUGUGACAGUGUGAAACUUUAGUGGCAUCAUGCCAUGCACUAAUGAACACAAGCUCAAGGCAAGCAGCAUUCUGGAGAACAGCGUUGGUACAUGUCUGGACACAUUCUAGUGCAUAAUGUCUGAGCAUAGCUUGGCUUCCCCUGGCUUUUUGUAUUAUUUUUGUAUUUUUCCACUUUGGAGCCUCUUCUGUGCACUCGGUGAAAUGAAGAAAUUAAAAAAGACAAGGCCAUUCUUUGCGGUUUUACUUCUUCAUUUUAAUGACAAAAAAACUUUGUCUUACUUGCAACAUGCAGUAAGUCAGAUGACAAACAUUUAUAUUUCUCAGCAUUGGAUGUUUUUAAGAAACCCUGGAAAUAACCUUUUUUCCACGAUGAGUAGGUAGUUGAAGCAUUAAGCCACAGAUACUUUGCCACAGUGCCUUGGAAAUGACCCAUACAGUCCUGGUUACAGGAACAAGGACUGUUAAUAUUACCAGUUUUAACUUACAGCUCAAGCUGUAUCAGAACUGCAUAUGUAGAACCUUUAAACUCAUCACCAAAGUCCCAGUUCUGCACACUUUUAAUCACAUGCACAUAUUUACUGACAAUCAUAACCAUGGAUGCUCUCUAAACAGAUUUCAGUUUUGUUAUUUCAUUUAUAUGGCUGAAAGUGAGUGAUAGCUUUGUUGUAAUAGAAAAUUCAGAAUUUAGACUACAGAUAAAAGAUAAUUCUUUCCUCAGAAAAGAUCACAGCAGAUAUUCUUGUAAAUUAUAACAGCUUUAAUGAGCCAUUGUAACUUCAGCAUGAUCCAGGAGACUAAGCUGUCACUCUUUACCACUCAGUUGUUAAAAACAAGCUUUUUAUUUUCUUAAAUCACUGCAGAUUUUUAAACUAAUACUAUUGCAUUUUCUCUCUUUAAGGUGAUAAUUUUAACUUUCAGACUGAGGCUUUAUACUUGUCAACUGUGACAGCUUCAAGAGACAGUGGGAGUGUGGGUCUGUGAAAAUUCUUCAUCUUAUAUGCCAUAAUUUGCACUUUUUCCAUCAGUUUUGGGGGACUUGAAAAGAAAAUUACAGCACUUUAGCCUUAGGAUAAACAGUGAACUCAUGGGGAUGUAUUUACACUGCAGCAAUGGAAAGCCAUGCCUCCUCAGAUACCUUAUCUUGAAGUUACUGAGAACUAUGCUGUCAUGAAAUGUGGUUUACCACUGUGGAGAGGUCAGCUGAGUGCCUGUGAUACACUUUAAUUUUGGACUUACUGUUGCUCAAGGGAUUUUUGUUUAAGAAUGCCUUUAUCAACUGUUCCAGUCUCAGGAAUGGUGCUUGGAGUCAAAAAUCAUGUGGAAUUUGAAUAAAAGCUGUAAAUGCUAUCUUAUGUCAAUUAUCUUUCUGGUGGAAACAUCAUUACACGCCCAUAUCCCAUUUCCAAAUUUUCUAACACACUGAACUAGGUAUUGCCAUUACUACUCACAUCAUUGUACCACUUGUAUAACUUGUAUCAUUGCAACAUCUAGAAGAUAUUUCAUAUCACAAGAGCAAUAAGAGAAUGAAAUUAAAUCAAAGGACAGACCAAAAAAAAUUCCCCACCUAAUACUAGCAAUAAAUCAACAUUAUGUUGCAUGAAGAGAAUUUUCAUGUCUAUAUAAAACCUCACAGGUAAAUCAUAUAAAAAACCAUGAACUGUGAUACUAUGCUACAGAAAAAGUUUCAAAUUUGAAGUGAUUAUUCAACAGAAUUUUCUUUAGGAGGAAUUUGGAAGCAAAAGUGAAAAUGAAGCUGAGACAGAUUUCUGCACUGGUUAUUUUUAAACAGUAAUUUUGCCUUUGUUCAGAUGAAGUGAGUUUUUUCCAUGCCAGGCUGCUUUGCUUCCUAAUACUGGAAUGCCAGAUUUGGAAAAACAUCCAAAAUGAAACAACUUUGCCUCUUAGUCAGUCAUGAGAUAGUGAAGCAAGGGCACUGGGUAAAAUUUGUCAUAUUGUUUUCAAAGACCAGUGGCUUUGGUAAGCUGUGUUUUCUGCUAAAAUAGAUGUAACAAGAUUGAAUAAAGGUGUUCACAUGGAAGCUACUUCUGCUAGGAUCUUGCUCUUAGAAGAGUUCCACUGAUUUAAGUUUUUGCAUAGCAUUUACUCUGGAUUUGGAUGGGAACUACUUCACCAGUGUCACUUUGCAGCUAUUUAUUCCAGCAAAAAGUAGACCUACAGUGCUGCUAUGAGACCAGAACAUCAGCAUUCACCCUCUCUUGUUUCACCAGGACAGGUGUUUUUAAAAAGCGGGACUGCCAUUGAUUUUACUUGUGGAGGAGAAAAACUAAUCUCUCUGAUAUAAUCUGUAAUUUAGUAUUGCACCUUUAAUUACCCAUUUGUAGCCACUGGAUUCAGCUGAGACAAAUCCAUACUAUGCUUGUGAUGUCCUAUGUCCUUGCUGACAUGGCAAAUCAGGCACAUGUCAGAGAAUCAGAGGCAGCUUCUUAAAGCAUUGGUUAACUUAAUACAGAAUAGCAGCUUGGGAACUGCCCUGGCUUGCACAAUUUAGCAAUACUUAAGGGUCGGUACAUAAGGUCAAGCAAUUUCUCUCUGUUCCAGAUUUGUACUCUGCUGGGAACUAUGAGCCCUUGCUCUUCUGUCAGUCAUGGUGAAAUCUAAUCCACUGUGUUCCUGGAAAGAGUUAAUUUUGCAUUUUUCUAUUUAUUUUUUCCUCAUGAAAAUGAAACGGAAGUAAUAAAAAUGAAUCUAUGUGGAUGAACAUACAUAGUACACUGCAGUCUUUGCAAUUAGGUUAUGGCGAUUAUCAUUGUUCCUUACCGAAAUGGAAGUCAUCUUGUCAUUAUUUUAUACUGGUGAGUAAAUGCUGCCUUGGUGUGAGCAACAAAGAACAAGUGUGGGUAGCAUUUCCUGCCCAUUUUACAGACAUGGCAAAAACUACCCUGCUUUCCCUCUUACUGGACUGUACACUGAAAGGUUUCACCUGGCAUCCCCAGGCAGAGGCAACUCAGUUUUCCACAACACUCCUAUGCCCUAUCCACUUUAUUUCAUUAUUAAUGGAACAACAGCACUGUUUACUGCAAUAACUUUAAGAAUACCUAGAAAAGUAUUUUGGCUCACGAGUUUCUAUUUUCACUGGACGCUUAUGAAGCUGACUGUCACAUCUGAGUAUGUGAAAGUUAGCUUGUCAGCAGCUUGGCCAGUCUAUAUAUGUCUAUGAAUUCAUGCAAGACUUGUCUUUUACUGUAAACCACUAAGCAUAUGAUACAUGUGUGACAUGAUGAGUCUCUGUUCUUUCUGCUUCACCUACUGUUUUACAUGCUGUUAUCUCCAAACAGCUCAAGUGAGUUCUCACCUACAAACUGCCUGCAAAAUGUUUGAAGGGUUUGUGUUCUGUUUGUCUGGGGUGUUCUCUCUGUGGUUUUGGUUGUUUUUGUUUUGCUUGUUUGUCGGGUUUUUAAAAAAAUUUGGUUGUUGCGGGUUUUUGUUUGUUUGGGUUGUUGUUGUUGUAUUUUUGUUCAGUUUUUUUAUAGUUCUGAACUUGACAGUGAGUCAUGAUGUUGUUAGACCAUAAAACUAUUAGGUAUUUUUAGAGUUUGACUUACCUGCACUGUCAUCUGACAUUUUUGAAUGGCAGAGAGGAUACCUUGCAUAAGAAGAUACUGUUACCCUUUCUGAUAUAUACUGCCUCUAUUCAUCUCCCCACAUUUGUCUCAAUUAGGUGCAUGUCAUAAGCAAUAGUAUCUUAGUGUCCUGGAAAAAAGUAGGGAUUCAACUGAAGUUGGUGGAAUGUUUGGGAAAACAUGUGCAAAGAAUCUACUUAGUGGUUUAUAGUCACCUAAAACAUAGUUCACUGAACUUUAAGAUGACCAUUUUUCAAAGCAAGUAGAGAGUUUGUUUUCAGUAUUGAAUUUUUUUGGUAUGGCUAAGGAAAAUCUACUUUUCCAAUUCCCUGACCUGCUUUACUAUGUAUGAGUGAGGUACUUUCCAUUUUAGCACAGGAGCAACUGGCAAAUUGGGUGAUUAGUCUUUCUGUUCAUUCCUCACCUCUGCUAUCUACCACAGAUUUUAGGGGCUUACAGUAGGUUUGUUUCAGCUUUUCUACAGCUACAACAUUUUCAGUAGCUGUGAGCUGCAGCUUGGUUCUGCGAUUAAGAGCAUAGAGCAGAAUAAGAUUACAAAGUUCACUUUCAUACUGGCGGCAGCCUAAACCCAUACUAUUUUCUUGAUUCCCACUACCAUAGACAUGUCUGAAAGCAACUGCUAACAUCAAGAAGGUUAAUAUCUGUGGAAGAAGACUGAAGCAGAAGAGAUAUUCCUAAUAGCCAACUGAAAUGCCUUACAAGACUUAACUAGAAAACCAGCAGCUGAUUCUGACUAUUGGAGCAAUUGGAAAUGCCUUUUAGAAUUUUAGACAUCAAGAAACCUCUAUUCUUUCUUAAGAAAUACUGUGGUCAUCUUUUCUUAUAGAAUUUCUUUCAUCUGACAGAACUAUACAGUUUACCACCAAAACCAAUACUUACUUCCUCCACAAAAUAGUUACACAGAAAGGUUUUACAAACCACCUCUAUGCAGUAAAGGGUCACUUUUACAGGAAUAAGUCUAACUUGUCUUUUUUCUUUCUGUGGGGAUGGGGAUCAAUUAAGCAAUCUUAGAAGUCCCUUCUAACCCAAAAUGACCUUUGACUAUAAACUUGUUGCUCAAAUUAACUUCCAUAUCCUUUGUAAUUAUCUGAUUUUUCUUUUACUCUGAUGAAUAUGUGGCCUUAAAGCAUAGCCUUAGAUCAAUGACAAUGAUGUGGUUCAACAAGAUAUCCUGGUUUUCCUCACCAUAUGUCAAGCACGCUGUGUAAUACCUUUUUAUAGCCAGUGCUUGUUAAUAUUUCAUUCAAACUCAGUAUGCAGCCAUAUGGUAAAAAGUAGAUGAAACAGGUAAGUGCACUGUGCAAAUAUUGUUAAAAGCUGACUUUAAUCAACUACUGGGUUUACUUCUGGUUUUAUUUUCAAUGCAAUUUCCAGCAGCUAAUGUUUGUUUACUCACAAGCACAUUUCCUAAAUGGGCUUUUCCAAGUCAGAAGUGAAACAUCUGUCAUGCAAAGUCUGUGUUAGAAACCACUUCACAUAAAGAAUGACGCAGUAGAAAUUUGCACAGUGGGCUUAAGCUCAUUCCUUAAAGGUGUUUUUCAGGCAGUAGGGUGAGGUGAUUACCGGGUGAAGGUGGUGCUUUCACUGGUGAGGGGAGGAAUCUAUCUGGUCAGAAGUUUGGGGUUCUAAUCACAACAUUAGCAAGAGUAGCAAGAGUAUUUCUGUGGUACUGGACAACAGAAUUUGUGUAGGAAAUCAACUUUUUCUGAGGUGAUACAAUGAACAUAUUCCUUACAUAAGUAAAAUAGAUGAUUGUCAGUCUUAACUAUGCAAACCUGGUGAAACAGAGGCUAGGUAUCAGUGAAUAGAUGUAUAAACUUGAGAAAAUCACUAAAAAAGGAGAAGCUGUUGGUGAGAAUAGGGAACAGUAGAAGGUCAACAAUUUUUUUUUCAAGAGGGACAGAAUGUUUGUGAAAAUAAUAGUCAGAUGAAGCACUGUUCAAAGAACUUCCCAGUUCAUGUAAGAAGUUAUAAUUGCUGAGCCAUGUUUCUGUACAUCCCCAAAAUAUUGCAGUCCUAGUGCACAGGUCUCCCUCAGACUGGUAAGAAAACUGAGAAAGCAAGACAGCUUUCUGAAAAUGUUAUUGAGCAGAAGCAACAUUUUAGACCUCCCUGCAAAGUCUUUGAUUUUCUCUAUGUUUGCCAUGCAUAUACUUCAUGCUCCUAAAGAGUUGUGAGGUAAAAUGCAAGACAGUAGACCUUGCUGAGAUACUGGGGAAGAUGUCAGAGGUUAGAGUCUGCUUCUGGUCUAGAUGAAUGCUCAAAACCAGGCACAGAAGAGAUGAAGAAUCUGGUGAAUUCCCAUCUGUGAAGCUUAUUUAAAUGAAAUUUCACAGAGAUGGAUGAAAAUUAGUUUAUGUUGUAACUUGGAAUGAUUUCUACUGUCCCAUACAUUCUUCUCUUAACAUAGGUUAAACAGUUUAACUUUACAAGAGACUACUCACUCCAUUGUUUUAAUUGCCACUAUAUUACAGUGUAUGAAUAACUGUUUGUGUCCUUUAUAAAAAGUCUCAAACUUCAUUUCUGCAGAGUUGUUCAGUUUUCCAAAACUAAAAAUGCUUAUGACAACUUCUGCAAGAGCAUAGAAGGUUAGAGCCCCUGUCCUCCUAGAACCUCCACUGGAGGAAGUUACUUGUGUUGGACACUCCUGGGAUUUCCACAGUACUGAGUUGUACAAUUGUACCUGAGACUGCAGAGAGAAGGGUGAAAAGUCUAAGGCUGGGAAGCAUAUUCUUGCUUCAGCCGAGGCAGACUUGAACAAGACAUACUGUGGAAGCCAGUUCAGGGCACAAGCCAACUCUGCUCAGUUAGUCACUGCGGACUAUCUGGUCUCUAAUAUUGCAGACACCAUUACUCUGGAAGCCAAACUAUCCACUGGAUAAUGUCCCACUCCUAGUGCUUCCAGGUGACUGGUUAUUGUCUAAAACAUUGAGAUUCAGUUGUGAAUUUGGCCUGACAGGAGAAUUGCCCAUGGGCAGAAGCUAAAAGUUGCUUGAAUCAAAUAUGGAAAGCUGUGAAGAUUAGUAGGAAGUGAUUACAAAAAUCAGCUAGACAGACAGGAUCUCAGUACCAUGCAGAAAAGGCCAAGGAUUUUCUCCAGUCAAAGGUCAUCAUCUACACAUCUGCUGUGUGCUGGGUAUUGAUAUAAGUCAUGCAUCUUUUGUUGAUCUGCAUGUUCUGAGCGUCAUUCGUUAAUUGGUAUG
Molecule: messenger RNA, 14802 nt
Organism: Motacilla alba alba
Lineage: Eukaryota; Metazoa; Chordata; Aves; Passeriformes; Motacillidae
Gene: PDCD1LG2
Product: programmed cell death 1 ligand 2
Exons: 6
Coding region: 5956-6912 (318 amino acids)
Biological process (GO): negative regulation of T cell proliferation; positive regulation of T cell proliferation; immune response
Cellular component (GO): external side of plasma membrane
Source: RefSeq, a predicted model, not a curated record